AUGGAAGAAAGUUUUCCAAGCCGUAGCGUCACUGACCAUGUAAGCAAAAGCUCAGUACAGCUGCCUGCCAUUCAAAUCAUCGAAAUUGUUUUGUAUUUCACUAUAUCUUUGAUCGGAAUAACAGCAAACAGUAUGGUAUUUUAUUCGUUGCUGGGCCGUCAUUAUCUAAAGGUUGGUGAAUAUCUUAUUCUGAACUUAGCUCUCACUGACCUAGCAACAUGUGUCGUGAGCAUACCCUUUGAUUUGACAGAACGUCUCAUAGGGGGAUUCCCGUUUGGUACGAUCAUGUGUUCCAUUGUGUAUCCCUUGCAAACGGUUCUCAUGGCAGUCUCGGUGAUCACACUUCUUUCCAUGAGUCUGGAACAUCGGCACAUUGUAAUGAAACCCCUUCUUCCACGAAUUCAUCCGAAAAAGGCAAAGAUCGCAAUUUGUGUCUCGUGGAUCGCGCCUAUUUUAUUGAUAAUUCCCCAUGCACUUGUGCUAAGGCUUAAUGGGGAUCAGUGCUUGGAAAGAUGGCCUGAACAUUGGCAUGUUCAAGUUUUCACGCUAACAAACUUUACGAUCUUUUUCGCUAUUCCGAUCGUUGUCAUCGCCACGUCUUACUUCAUGGCGGGGAGAAAGGUGCGAGGGGAACUUUCAAAGCUCAAAGAUAUGCUGGAAGGGAGCAACAGAUUAAAGAGGGACUACAUCAGGAAGCGCACAAUUCAAAAACUUAAAGUUACAAAGAUGUUCAUCAUUGUUGUUGUCGCGUUUUUUGUGUGCAUGUUACCCACACAUUUGGUAUGGAUUUGGCACGAUUUUGCUCAGGGUUCGCAACGAAACGCAUACUUUGAGGGUGUAUUGGCGUUCAGCAAUAUUUUCAUGUACUUAAACAGUGCUUUGAAUCCGUUUAUCUUCAGGAGCGUUCGAGGUAAAUCGUUUUCCCGACUGAUCGCGUGUUGUUGCAGAAUGUUUGAUGUAAACGCAAGCGAGUCAAGGUUAUCCCCGCGCUGUGUUUACACUCAUCGUCAAAUGUCUCAGGUGGAGCGUGGAAGAGCCAUCAGAUUCACAAAACAGACUCCCUCCAAAUCUUCUUACAGAUUUGAAAUGUGUUACGAGACAAGCGUUUAA
Messenger RNA from Stylophora pistillata, 1110 nucleotides. Its product is annotated as G protein-coupled receptor 54-like. The record is from RefSeq and is a predicted model, not a curated record. Gene Ontology annotation, biological process: G protein-coupled receptor signaling pathway. Gene Ontology annotation, cellular component: plasma membrane. Gene Ontology annotation, molecular function: G protein-coupled receptor activity. Lineage: Eukaryota; Metazoa; Cnidaria; Anthozoa; Scleractinia; Pocilloporidae.